This is a messenger RNA of Dendrobium catenatum, 2049 nucleotides long. Its product is annotated as neuroguidin. Gene Ontology annotation, cellular component: nucleolus; small-subunit processome. The record is from RefSeq and is a predicted model, not a curated record. Gene Ontology annotation, biological process: maturation of SSU-rRNA from tricistronic rRNA transcript (SSU-rRNA, 5.8S rRNA, LSU-rRNA). NCBI's taxonomy places the organism in Eukaryota, Viridiplantae, Streptophyta, Magnoliopsida, Asparagales, Orchidaceae. The transcript has 10 exons. Bases 680 to 1654 code for a protein of 324 amino acids.
CUUAGAAUGCCAGCUUCACGUUCACGUAAGGUAGGGUUUUGAACGAGUGGCUAAAAUCUUCUUCGCCUCCUUCGACGGCGUUCCUUACUGUCCAAUCGGAAGUCGCGAAAGUUCGCCGUUCUUCCUGUUGGAUUGGACGUAUCGACGGGAGCUCGCUCGCUCGCUCGCUGUGAAAAUAACUAUCGUUCUCCCUUUCGCCCGCUUCUUCAGCCAAAUCCCGUUAAUCCGCGGAACUCCAGGAUUUAGUAUAUCCAGGAUUUAUGGAAAAAAGAGGGAAACAGAGGAUUUAUUCCGCCGUGAGAUCUACCGGCUGGCUAAAUCCUGUUUGGCAGGAAUUAGCAUAAAUCCUACUCAAAUCCAGCAUAAAUCCUGUUGCCAAACAGCCCUUAAGAUGUCUGAUUUUCCGCAGAUCCUGCUUCAAAUCCGAUACCAAACAACUCCUCAGAUGUCGUUAACCGUUUGACCUUCUUCUUCGCAGCCGUUCACGUUCGGCUCCGUAACCGCAAAGCGUAGAGUUGCACCCACCUCCUCUUCUUCUUCAUUCUCUCCUCUUGCUCUGUCCUAACUUCGUGAAAGGCGGUAUUUUGGGAGAACCAUUCGAUACCGUAAAGCGCGGCACCUUUUCAAAACAAGCUCCUUUCUUCUUUAUUCCCCGGCUUCUUUGGUUGUAGCGCCGCAAAUGGUUGAGCAGGGUGAUCUCAGUGAGGAAACCAUUGCCAGGGAAACUCCUCAACUCGUCUCUUUGCUCAAAGAGAUGAAGGACGGACUAGAUACCGUGAGGAGCAAAGUGCAAGCCUUGACAGAGAAGGUUAAGCAGAGCCAACUACCCACCUCAGAUGGUAUGAGCUAUCUAGAAGUGAAACAUUUACUUCUUCUAAAUUAUUGUCAAUCCAUAGUCUACUAUACUCUUCGUAAGGCCAAAGGGUUGUCGAUUGAGGGCCAUCCUGUUGUCAGAAGUCUUGUGGAGAUCAGACUGUUUCUUGAGAAGAUUCGGCCAAUUGAUAAAAAGCUUGAAUAUCAAGUUCAAAAGCUUACAAGAGCUGCUACUGGUGGCGCUCCUGCAGGGAAAGCAUUGCAGGUUCACGAGGAACAGAAGAAGGUAGAAUCUCGAGAAGAAGAUCCGUUGAGGUACCGCCCAAACCCGGAUAUGCUUGCUAGCAAAACAAGCCAGGCUCAGAAGGAUAUUGGUGGUGUAUACCGGCCCCCAAAAUUUGCACCUACAAGCAUGGAUGAUGAUAAGAUGUCAAAAGAAGAGAAACAGGCCUUAAGGAGGGACAAAGCAUUGUUGCGGCAGACAAAGCAAAGUUCUUACAUGAAAGAACUUAUGGAUGAGUUUGAAGAUAAACCUGAAGAGGUAAGGGAAAUUGUUGGAUCUGAAAGCAGAGAACUUUCGAGGUAUAUAGCUAAGCGUGAAGAGCAAGCUCAGCGAGAAGAAGAACUCUUCACUCGUGCUCCAGUUACAAAACGAGAGAAAAGAGUUGAGAAGUACAUGAAGAAUUCAAGGAACGGAUUACUUUCCUUGACGGAUGAUUUCCAUAAUGAGAUUAGAACACUGCCUUUAGAGGAGAAAGAAAAGGAGAACACUCUUUAUAUUAACAAUGGUGGUGCAGGGAAAAGAUUUAAAAAGCGAAAGAUGUUUCAAGCAAUCAAGUGAACAUUGGAAUGUUAAUGGAGCACAGCAAAUAGUAUUUCUCUUAUUUUUAUAAUAUUAUGAGCUAUGAUUGGACAUCUCCAAAGCUUUUAAAGCAUGGGAAAAGAGAGACACUGAAAGAACAAGCGGCAAGCUUGUCCAGCUCUGGAAGGCUGUCUGCUACUUCACAAUCUCCAGGCAAGAUAACGCAUCUUGUGAUUACGGCCAUUUAUUAUAUGAGGCUUGUAUGCAUAUCUAUAAGGUUAUCCAUAGAAAUUUAUUCUUCAAUGUUUCCUACAAUCAAAAUUUCAUUCAAAGUUAAAAUAGCAUUGGGAUUGUACGCCAAGAUUUACAGCUUUUUUAUUCUCAGAAUGUGCCGGCUUUGUUAUUGCUCGAGUGACUUGGACUUUGUGAGCUCA